AUGACCGAUGCAGGUGGAUAUGAUAACAUGGAAUUUACGGAGCGAGAUGCUAGGAACUACAUUGGUAAACACAGAAGAUCCUUAUGUAAGGACGGUGAUGGACAAGCAUUGUUGCGACACUUUUCGGCAAAGAAAGANUUAAACAAAGAUUUCUAUUACGAGAUUGAGUUGGAUGAAGGGAAUANAAUUUGCUCUGUUUUCUGGGCGGAUGCGAGAAGUAGAGCAGCAUCUGAAGAAUUUGGGGAUGUUUUGUGUUUCGACACAACUUAUUUAACGAAUAAGUAUGAUAUGCCAUUCGCGCCUUUUGUUGGAAUCAAUCAUCAUGGGCACUCCAUAUUACUUGGUUGUGGAUUGUUGUCAUCCGAAGACACAAACUCUUUUGUGUGGUUGUUCCAAUCGUGGUUGAGAUGCAUGGGUAAUAAGGCCCCAAUANGAAUUAUAACUGAUCAAUGUAGGGCAAUGGCAAAUGCCAUUGAAGAAGUUUUUCCCAAUACCAAGCAUCAAUGGUGUUUAUGGCACAUAAUGAAAAAGUUGCCAGAAAAAUUCAGCGCUUGUAAGGAAUAUAAUAGUAUAAAAUCACAUAUUAAGAAGCUUGUGUAUGACAGUGGUUGUCCAUCAGAUUUUGAAAGUGGUUGGGGAGCACUACUACGGAGGCAUGGAUUACAUGAAAAUGAAUGGUUAUGCACAAUGUAUGACGACAGACACAAAUGGGUCCCUUGUUAUUUGAAGAAAGAUUUUUGGGCUGGCAUGUCAACCACUCAAAGAAGUGAGGGAAUGAAUGCCUUUUUUGAUGGCUUUAUAAAUUCAAGCACAACCCUUCAACAAUUUGUGGUUCAAUAUGACAAUGCCCUAAGAGUUAAAGCACAAAAAGAAAUUCAAGCUGAUUUCUCAUCCCUAAACACGACGGUUGGAUGUGGCUCUCAGUCACCAAUAGAGAGACAAUUUCAACUGGAGUCACCAAUAGAGAGACAAUUUCAACUGGAGUACACACAUUCAAAGUUUGAAGAAGUUCAAACCGAAUUUAGGUCAAGAAUGAAUUGUUUCAUCAAAGACACUGUUAAGGAUAACAUGUCAAACACUUACACAGUUAAAGAGGAGCGGCUAUGGGAUGGCAAAAGUGCAGACCAAUAUCAUACAGUACAAUUUGAUCCAAUUACCAAAGACAUCACCUGUUCGUGUUUACUCUUUGAGUUUCGGGGUAUAAUAUGUCGNCACUCCCUUUUGGUUUUUGGACAGGAAGAUGUUUGUAGUGUACCCUCAAAAUACGUUCUUCGUAGGUGGAGCAAGAAUAUCCGUAGAAGACACACUUUGAUUAGAGCAGCGUAUAUUAACUCCAGUCUUCAACCUACCAUGCAAAGAUACCAAAGUUUGUGCAAAUCAUUCUACGAAAUUGCUGAGGUAGCGUGUGAGUCAGAACAUGUUUCUAGGGAGUUGGAGAAAAAACUUCAUAUGUUGUGUAAAAAGUUUGGCUGCAGUUCUACGAUGACAAAUAACAUAGUGAGUGAAGGAGGCGAACUGCGUUACGACAAUGUUGUCCCUACUUCCAUACAAGAAAGCAGUGGUGAAAGUGGUGAUUUACUUGUACGUAGUCCCAUAGCAGUCAAACGGAAGGGGUGA
Messenger RNA from Vigna radiata var. radiata (mung bean), 1617 nucleotides. RefSeq names its product protein FAR-RED IMPAIRED RESPONSE 1-like. The transcript has a single exon. The coding region runs from base 1 to 1617 and encodes 538 amino acids. The record is from RefSeq and is a predicted model, not a curated record. Gene Ontology annotation, biological process: regulation of DNA-templated transcription. Gene Ontology annotation, molecular function: zinc ion binding. Lineage: Eukaryota; Viridiplantae; Streptophyta; Magnoliopsida; Fabales; Fabaceae.